Molecule: messenger RNA, 2246 nt
Organism: Leptosomus discolor (cuckoo roller)
Lineage: Eukaryota; Metazoa; Chordata; Aves; Leptosomiformes; Leptosomidae
Source: RefSeq, a predicted model, not a curated record
AUGGAGGACGCCGGGCAGGAGCCUUGCUCCCGGCAGCCCCGAGCUAGAGGGAGAGGUAAUGCAGAUCAUUGGAAUACUGGCUUUAUACGAAGAGGCAGAAACAGAACAAAUAAUGUGUCAGACCAGGCAGCUCAGUUAGGGGAAAGACCUCAAGCCAGUAAUUAUACUCUUUUACCUGGGCAAAGAGAGGAGAGAUCUGGUGGUUGGAUUUGGAGGGUUCCUCAAUCGAACAAAAAUAAAUCAAGAAACCAAGGUGGAGAGGCCAACAGUGGAGCCACAGGACCCUGGAAUGAGCAGGAGAAUGAGGGAAGGAGAAUGAGGCAUCAAGGUGGACGAGGACAUGAGAGGGCCAGAGGACCCUGGCAUGAGCAAGAAAAUGAGGGUAGGGGAAGGAGGUAUCAAGGUGGACAAACACAUGAGAGGGCCAGAGGACCCUGGCAUGAGCAAGAAAAUGAGGGUAGGGGAAGGAGGUAUCAAGGUGGACAAACACAUGAGAGGGCCAGAGGACCCUGGAAUGAGCAAGAAAAUGAAGGUAGGGAGAGGAGGAUGCAGUCUUGGGAGAAUCGUCAUUUCUACCAGGACCCUACCCCAGGUGGUGCCCGGCUCAGUCAGCAGCCUCAGCAAGUCAAAAGGAUUGGCUAUAAAUUCCUAGAAAGUCUACUCCAGAAGGACCCUUCAGAAGUUGCCAUCACACUUGCUUCCAGUUCAGGUUUGAAGGAACUUCUUUCCCAAAUGGCUAUGAAACCUAAUUUCCUUCAGCUCAUUUGCCAGGUGCUUCGAAAAGCAUGCAGUUCCCGAAUGGAUAGACAGAGUGUCCAACAGCUGCUUGGAGUGGUGAAGGAGUCCAACUUUCUCAAGAUCUGUCUGCCACAGUAUGUGUCUGACAUGAUAACAGAGGCAGUCCCUGCUGUACGUCAUCAGUACCCUGUGCAUAUUAGCAAUAUCAUUUCACUUCUUCAAGACCUGAUCAGUAUUUUCCCAGCCAGCUCUGUGCAGAAAAUCUCCAUUCUCUUGACAGUCUUGCCAGCAUCCAUAAAUGCCCUGAGAGCUUCUGGUGUGGACAUCAUGGAAGAAACGGAGAAGAAUCUAAACAAGGUCCAGAUGCUUGUACAGCAUCUGCAGGAGAAGAGACGUGAAGGUACACUGAGGUCUGAUAACUAUGCUCUUAUGCCACCUAAGACUGAUGGUCAAGAAGAAACCUAUCGUACAAUGACCAUUUAUCCAACGUACAAUGAGCUACACCAUCAUAAGAAACCCUUUCUACGUCCCAAUAUUGUUUCUGGAAGGUAUGAGAGCACCAGCAUUUAUCUUGACACCCAUUUCCGGCUUUUGAGAGAAGAUUUUGUAAGGCCUUUGAGGGAAGGUAUCUUGGAGCUUUUACAGAGCUUUGAGGACAAAGGUUUGAGAAGGAGAAAAUUUGAUGAUAUCAGAAUCUACUUUGACACACGGAUUAUUACCCCUCUCUGUUCCCCAACUGGUAUUGUUUACAAGGUCCAGUUUGACAUAAAACCAUUGAAGUUUGUACGAUGGCAGAAUUCGAAACGGUUGCUAUAUGGAUCCCUGAUCUGCAUGUCUAAAGAUCACUUUGAAACAUGCCUUUUUGCUACUGUUUCUAAUCGUGACAAUACAGAUCUUGCCCAUGGGAUUGUGCAACUAUGUUUUAACGCACAGAGCCAGGCGUUGCUGGCAGAGGUUCAGCCCUCAGACUCCUUCGUCAUGGUAGAAACAACUGCCUACUUUGAGGCCUAUCGACAUGUGUUAGAAGGGUUACAGGAAAUACAGGAAGAAGAUAUCCCAUUCCAGAAGUACAUUGUGGAAUGUGAUGCACAGGUAAAGAAGCCAGCAUACCUGACAAUGGAUACUGCCUACAACUUUGCACCCUUGAUGGAAGAUCCGCCGUCAGAUGAAGAUACGUACCCUGAUGGUUUGAGAAGGCAAAAUGUCCAUGUACUAGAUCCCAAGCAGUGGCUUUCAAUGGAAACCUUGAGAUUAGAUGAGUCUCAGAUGCAGGCAUUGAGUCUUGCACUCACCAAGGAGCUGGCUAUUAUCCAAGGACCUCCUGGGACUGGGAAGACUUAUGUGGGUUUGAAGAUUGUUCAGGCUCUUUUGACUAAUAAGCAUGUGUGGCAAAGCACUGUCCAGAAGUCUCCCAUCCUUAUAGUCUGCUACACUAACCAUGCACUGGACCAGUUCUUAGAAGGUAAGAGUGCCUGACAAGUAUGAUGGAGGGUGAGGUAGAAAUUACA